Molecule: messenger RNA, 2719 nt
Organism: Quercus lobata
Lineage: Eukaryota; Viridiplantae; Streptophyta; Magnoliopsida; Fagales; Fagaceae
Product: TMV resistance protein N-like
Exons: 5
Coding region: 125-2470 (781 amino acids)
Biological process (GO): defense response; signal transduction
Molecular function (GO): ADP binding
Source: RefSeq, a predicted model, not a curated record
AUUGAACUGACAAUGCGUGUGGUGUGUGUCAAAUCCAAUCUCCUCCACAAAGUCUCACCUUCUCUUCUCUUCUCUUUCAGAUUGGAAGAGAACAUCGUAGCAACUUUGCUAGAUAGUAUACCUGAUGGCUCUUAUAAACGACGGAAGCACCUUUUCAUUGCGUACCAGUAGAUGGAUUUUCGAUGUCUUCCUUAAUUUUAAAGGUGAGGAUACCCGUCACAAUAUUUUGCGUCUUCUAUAUGCUGCUUUGGUUCAGAAAGGAAUCUCCACGUUUAAGGAUGAUAAAGUACUCGAAAGAGGAAAACCCAUUCCUUCAGAACUCUAUAAUGCAAUUGAAGGAUCAAGGUUUUCAGUUGUUAUUUUUUCAAAAAACUAUGCAUCCUCUAGCUGGUGCUUGGAUGAACUUACAAAGAUUGUCGAAUGCCGCCAAAAAAUGAAGGGGCAUACAAUUUUUCCAGUUUUCUUUGAUGUUGAACCAACUGAGGUACGGAAGCAGGAAGGGAGUUUUAGAGAAGCAUUUACGAAUCAUGAAGAAGCUUUUAAGGAGAAGGUGAAAAUAUGGAGGGAUGCUUUAAAAGAAGUCGCCAAUAUCAGUGGUUGGGUUAUACCGAAGGGGCAGGAGUCAGAAUAUAUAGAACCAAUUGUUGAGAAGAUACUCCAAACACUGAGUUCCAUAAAACAAAACGAGGGCUUGGUUGGAAUAGAAUCUCGUGUAUGGGAAGUAUAUUCAGAAUUAAAAAUAGGUUUGACUGAUGUUCGCAUGAUUGGGAUAUAUGGGACAGGUGGUAUCGGUAAGACAACCAUUGCACGAGUGGUUUAUGAUAGCUUCUCUAAUCAAUUUGAAGCUAGUAGCUUUCUCCACGAUGUUAGAGAAACAUAUGAAAGACAGGGUUUAGUUUAUUUGCAGAAAAAACUUCUUUCUGACAUCUUGAUGGAAAGAAAUAUAAGAUUUGAAAGUGAGGACGCAGGAGUCCGAUUGAUCAAGCGCAGGCUAUGUAAUAAAAAGGUACUUCUCGUUUUUGAUGACGUUAAUGAUAGGGUUCAAUUACACUCUUUGGUUGGAGAGCGUAGGUGGUAUGGUCCAGGCAGUAGAAUUAUCAUUACAACGAGAAAUCAAGGUUUGCUAAUGACACUAGGAGUUAAUGAAAUAUAUAGCCCUGCGGAAAUGAGUAAUGAUGAGGCUCUUCGUCUUUUCAGCUCGACAUGUUUCGGCAGUGAACACACUCCUGAAGGUUAUAAGGAGAUGUCCAAACAUGUUGUCAGUUAUGCUCGCGGCCAUCCUUUAGCAAUUAAGGUUUUGGGUUCUCAUCUAGUCGGCGGAAGCAUCCCUGCAUGGAAAAGCUGUUUAGAUGGGCUUGAAAAUAAUAUUCCAACAGAACUUUUUCAAGUAUUUCAAAUAAGUUAUGAUGGUCUAGGAGAAACAGAAAAAGAAAUAUUUCUACAUAUGGCAUGUUUCUUCAAUGGGGAGGACCGAAAUCGCACAGUAGAUAUACUAGACACUCUUGAACUUUGCCCAGAAAUUGGAUUAAGGAUUCUUGUGGAUAAAUCUCUCUUAAAUUUAUCUUUAGACAAGAACAGCUUAUGGAUGCAUCCUCUAGUUCAACAAAUGGGCCGGGAAAUAGUUUGUAGAGAAUCUCCUAAAUGGCCUCCCAGACGAAGUAGACUAUGGUUGCCAGAGGACAUUGACGCUGUGCUUAAUAUAGGAACAAAAACUACUUUUAAAACUACUAGUAUAGUCCUCAACUUGCCUGUACAAAAAAAGGUACAUUGGCAUCCAAAAGCCUUUUUAAAGAUUCCUAAUCUUCAAUUGCUCAAAAUUUACAAUGUGCAACUUCAGCAUGGACUCACACAUUUUCCUAAUCGGUUAAGAUUUGUUGAAUGGAAUGGGUAUCCUUCAAAAUCUUUGCCACCAAAUUUCGAACCUGGGGAGCUUGUUAAACUUACAAUGUGUCAUAGCAAUAUUGAACUACUUUGGAAGGGAGUAAAGCAAUUGAACAAUUUAAAGUUCAUCAAACUCAGUCACUCCCGAAAUCUUAUUAGUACUCCAGACUUCUCAAAGGCUCCAUGGCUUAAGAGAAUAGAUUUUGAAGGCUGUACAAGUUUAGUUGAGGUUCACCCAUCCGUUGGUGUACUUAAACGCCUUACUUUGUUGAAUCUGAAAGAUUGCACAAGUCUUAAAAGUCUCCCACCCAAGCUUGAAAUGAAAUCUCUAGAAAUUCUUAUCCUUUCUGGCUGCUCCAAAGUCAAGGAGAUUCCAGAAUUUCUAAAAGACAUGGAACGGUUACGGGAGCUUCAUUUAAAUGGUACUGCAAUUAAAUAUCUACCUUCGUCAAUUGAACAUUUAACUGGUCUGACUUUAUUGAAUUUAAGCCAUUGCGAAAAUCUGGUGGGUCUUCCACGUGCCGUUUUUAGAAUGGAGUACCUGAAAGAAUUCUAUGUAUUUGGAUGCUCAAAAUUAGGUGAGGAAUGAUAAAAAAAGACCGGUAUGAGUAUGGGUAGAAAAUAUUUUCAGAAGUUUAUUUUUUUCACGUUUUUCUUUUCAUGAGAAGGAAUUUUUCAAAGGUUCAAGAUGAUGGAUCAAGGUUGUCCUCCUGAACAGUCGAACGGGCCAUGCAAGAUUUUUUUUUUUUUUUUUAAGUAUUCUUUUAUUAAAAAAUUGUAAACUUUGAACUAUAUCAUGGUUUUCACUUUAUUGAGAUUGAAUAAAUAUUGUAUUAUU